Molecule: messenger RNA, 438 nt
Organism: Adineta steineri
Lineage: Eukaryota; Metazoa; Rotifera; Eurotatoria; Adinetida; Adinetidae
Source: the annotation of a GenBank genome assembly
AUGCAAGUCCAAGUUAGAACAAUAAAUGUUAUUUGUGCAGUAUUAUUGGUCUUCGCUGGUUUUCUCAUCGACAAUAAAGUUGAUGCUCGAGCAAUCGAAAAAAGAUCAUCUGAUGUUAACGCUGAAGUGCAUAAACGUGCUCUAAUUGAUGCUUUGGCUCAUGCACCUGGUAAGUCAUAUAGCAGACGAGAAGCACCAAUGUGGACUGGAAAAGACACAUCAAAUGCUGUUGGUCCCAAUUUACGGUAUGCAGUAGCAUCACGAGCAGUAAAACGAGCAACAGGUAAAGGAAAACAAACAGUGACAAAAACAAAAGCAACAACAGAAACAAAACAAUCAGUGACAAAAACAAAAGCAAUAACUGGAACAAAACAAAUAGUAGGAAAAACAAAACAAACAUCGGUAAAAACUAAACAGACAGAAACAAAACAUCAUUAA